CCUCAAGCCAACCAAAAAAGCCAUUCCAAUCGAAUCCACGGCCCUACAUAUACACACCCACUCACCCUCUCGCAAUCACAAAGCCCCCCAUUCAAUUGUGUACGUGUUGUGCCACACCUCUCUCUCUCUCUCUCUCUCUCUCUCUCUCUCUCUCUCUCUCUCUCUCUCUCUCGUGAACAGAUGAGCUCCGGUGGUGGUAAGCAAGAAGGACCCAAGCUGUUCAGCUCGAGGAUCCUCUUAAGGGAUCGCUCAAACGUGGCCAACGGGUCCUUCAGGGUGUACUACAGCCUCGGCGCUGCCGGCACGGUGCCGUUCGUGUGGGAGUCCAAGCCCGGCACUCCCAAGAGCAUGGCCACCCCGUCCUCGGCCACCAACGCCAUGCCGCCGAUCUCGCCGCCGCCGUCGUACCAGUCGACGUCCCAUCCGUCCAAGAUGAAGAAGUGCGGGAGGAGGAGGGCAGCUUCUUGGACUGCCGGAGGCUGGAUCAGCUGCCUGAGCCUGAACAUCAGGAGGCGGUCGCCGCCGUCGCCGACGGAUCACCAGCAACGUUGGCUAGGGCCGGACCGCAGCAACGACCACGAGCGGCGGCCGCGGCGUUCUACCUUGUGCUUCUGAACCGGCCGGAACGGGUUGGUGAAUUUAGCUGUUGCACCUUGUGCGGUGUUAACUCCGGAGUGUUGCUAGUUGUUACGGUGCUGGGUCUGAGUGGCGUUUGGACUGGAUUUCUGAAGUGUUAGGUUGGAUCCUUUCCCUUUUCAGUGUUCAGAUUUGCAUACAUAGCUAUGAAUGUAUGAUACAGUGUGGCCUGCUGGGAACA
Phragmites australis (common reed) is the source of this 817-nucleotide messenger RNA. RefSeq lists its product as uncharacterized. The coding region runs from base 181 to 615 and encodes 144 amino acids. Lineage: Eukaryota; Viridiplantae; Streptophyta; Magnoliopsida; Poales; Poaceae. The transcript has a single exon. The record is from RefSeq and is a predicted model, not a curated record.